Messenger RNA from Mesocestoides corti, 1986 nucleotides. NCBI's taxonomy places the organism in Eukaryota, Metazoa, Platyhelminthes, Cestoda, Cyclophyllidea, Mesocestoididae. The record is from the annotation of a GenBank genome assembly.
AUGCCGACCGCGAUUGUUGGUCUUGAAGAGCAGCACACCAAGAUCUUGCGAAUUGAUGAUCUUGUCGGAGGCGCCGUUAUUUACUCCCAUGACUUCGAAUCGGUUUCGCAAGUCAAUUCCACAACUACCUUAAUAUCUCAAAACGCAUUUUCUCGUUAUCCACUCGGCUUUUCCUGCGAGGUUGUCGUUCACGCGCCAAUCGAAAACGGGCGGAUUAUGCUCACAAUUAGCUCCUUUUUUAUACCCUCCAGUGAUCGAACCUGUAAAGAUGAUUUUCUUUAUGUUUUUGACUCCAAUACUGCCCGAUCAAAGGCUAUGGUCAAUUUUGUUGAACAGUCGUGUUCAGACUGCGAGGUUGGUGAGCUUAGAGCUGUCGAUCCAUUGUCUGGUUUGACACAAGCACUUUGUGGUGUAGGAGACCUUCACAGAUCCACCACACUCAGCGCAUCGUCCAGCGACGAGGAAAAUCCUGUCCGCCAGGAGGCGUCAACCGUUCUUCAAGCGUCAUUGCCAGAAGCCGGUGGCGAACAGGGUCUCUGCCUCUCUCAUUACCCCAAAAUACCCGUCGUCUCGUCUAGGUCCUACAUUUGCAUUGCAUUUCACACUUCGAAUGCACCGAUGCUGCGCUUUCCUCCAACCGAAACAAUGGUUCCAGGCUUUAAAAUCGUCGUCACGGCCUUCCAAGAAACUAAAACCGCAUCAUGCUCGAGCAGUCGGUUCUACUGUGGCGAAACGGCGGGUGGCGGCAGCAACAGCGGUGGACGUCAGACGGCACGAGGACCUUCUGUAGCAUCUUCCACCUCCACUGGCAUCUGCGUGUCAGAAAGCGUACGUUGCGACGGCGUCAUUAAUUGCCCAGACGGCAAAGACGAAUCCCCGUCGAUGUGCGAGCAAUUUGCAGCAGGAAGUUCUUUGGACGUAGACGGAGGAUGGCUUGCACAAUUCCUUUCGCUUGGUCUUGGCACCUCCGUCUCAAUUGUGUUGGUCGUGGCUCUAGUGCUGCUCUUCUGCGUGGGCUGCAUCAUCUGCGCGUGCUGCCACCGUGGUCGAUCAAGCACCAACGGCUUCAACGGAGGCCGCGCCACGGGGACGUCUGGUGGCGGCGGCGGCGUCGACUACGGCGGGGCUGGAACCGACAUCUCCGUGGCCGUCAACGGAAGCGGACACAAGCCUCCGGACAGCUUCCGCGCCAUGAUGCCUCCCUCGCAGCACCAGCAGCUCGUGCUGCCUCCGGCCAAGUCGGUAGGGGACCUGUACCCUCCACACCAACAACCGCCCAACUCACCCUUGGUCCAGAGUCGUCAGUACCCAACGCCACCGCCUUCAACCGCGUGGAACAUGCAGUCCGGCUGCUGUCCCACCCAAUGGUAUCCCACGCAGCAUCCACACCAACUUCAAGGUCAUCUUCCCGCUUUAGCAUCCGCAGAUCCUUCAAUCAUGUCUACCACUGACGCGUGUUGUUACCCAGCUGUCGCGACCACGAAUCCUCCCACAAAUGUUCCAACAUCCCUGCAACAGCAACAGCAACAUCAGCAACACCUCAUGCAGUCAACCCGCUAUCUCUACCAACAUCCUGAAGAUCCCGUAAGAGCCGAUGGAGGUAUCGUUUACCUGGGCGAAAUCGGUGGUGGUGGAUCUGGAAGCGGAGGUUCUCGGCUCGCAGCUGGGUCCCGUCGUCCACGAAGGCGUUCCUCUCGCGCUCUCGACACUCAGUCGUCUUCCAGUGUUGGUGGAGGACCAUCAACUCGCGACGCCCAAUCAGCUGAGGGCGCCCCUCGCACAACCAGUAACAGCUCUCUUUCAGUUGGCCACCCCUCGUGGUCAUCGAGUCGUGGCGCUACUGCAAAUAACCACGGUGCUGGCAAUAACGCCACUCGACACCAUCGCCACCGACGCCGUCGUCACGGCGGUAAUAAACAAUCCCACCACCGCCACCAACAGCACACAGAAACCAGCGAGAAGAUUGCUUUUCCGGUUGAACUAUAG